AAAAUGAAGAAUUAGGAGAAUAAUAUACUAAGAGUUAAAUCCUAUGAAAUUUAUAUGGAUAGAAAAAUUGGAGAAGGACAGUUUGGAAUUGUUUAUUAAUGUUAAGACAAUUCUAAUCCAGAAUUAAAAUUAUGUGCAAAAGUAUGGAUAUAAAUAAUAAUAAAGUUAAUAAGAGAGAACUUAUAGGAUCCAAAAAUAAAAGGAGAGAUUAAAUUAAUGGAAAUGAUAAUGAAUUGUGGAAAGGCAAACAAAAAUAUAGUAGGAAUGGAAUAUGUGGAAUAUAACGAUGAUAGGAUUUUAUUGAUUAUGGAAAGAUGUGAAUCCGAUUUACAAAAGAUUAUUAAUGAUAAGAAAUUAAAUGAGUCAAAAUAUUUCACUCCAAAUGAAGCUUUAAAUUUACUAAAAUAAGUAAUAAAUGGUUAUAAAGUGCUUUAUUCAAAUAAUAUCAUACAUAAAAAUUUAAAACCUUAAAAUAUUCUAUUCUUAAAUGGAGUAUAUAAAGUAUUCUAAUUAAAAUAUAUCUAAGAUAGCAGAUUUAGGAUUGGCUAGAGUAUUGGAAGCUAUAGAAAAAACAAUAUAAAAAUUUCCAAAAGUAUGUACUUCAAAAUAUGCAGCACCUUAAUUAUUUUUUGAUAGUUAAUUUUCAAAUUAAGCUGAUAUUUUUUCAGUAUAAUAUCUAGAUUAUAUUAAAGUUAGGAAUCAUAAUAUAUGAAUUAAUAUUUGGUGGGUUACCUUAUAAAGUACUCAACAUAAUUUAGGUCAAGGCAGAUUUAAAAAAUAUAGAAAUAAAUCCUAUUAAAGUGAAUCGAUUUGUCUAAGGAGUAAUAAUUAAUUCAUGGUUAGAUGACAGAGGAAUUUGCUCUUUUAAUUGAAGAUAUGCUCAAAUUUCAAGAAGUUGAAAGAAUAAGUUGGGAAUAAUUAUUCAAACAUUCCCUUAUUUAAGAUGAAUUUAAUGUUGUUAUAAAUUAGUCAGGGUAAUUUAUUAAAUUUAUACUUUAAGUCUUAUUCAAGAAAUUCUUGAUGAUUAAGAAGAUGAAAAAUAAAUAAUUUAGUAAAAAUAAAACCCUCCUAAUGAUCCUAGUAUUGAAAAUUAAUUAAUAACCCAAAAUUCAAAAUAGUUUAAGAAAUUCCCAACAUUUCCAACUUAAAAUACUUCAAAUACACCUUAAAUGAGUUAAUCCCCCCAAUUCUCUUCUAAAACUUAAUUUUCUAAAACUGUUCCUACUCAACCUUUUGUAAUAACUCCCAGACUUAAGUUUCAUAUUUUUGGAUAACCCUUAAUAUUCAUAAAUGACAUAUUGACAGUUUCUGAUUAAUUAUUUUAAGCAGGAUUUUUUCUGAACUAAAUAUUAGAGUUUUUGGAUUAAUUUAUGUAAAUACUUAUUUAACAUUUUAGAAACAUUUAAUAUUCUUUGAGACAUGAAUUUUUUGCCUUCAAGCUUUAUCUUCAUUGUUUAGCAGAAUGUUUCUUCUAACAUUCAAAAGCUAAGAAAUGUCAACCUUAAAAUAGAUGUGCACCAUCUUAUUAUUCUAUUUAAAUUAUUGAACAUGAAAUCUAAAAAUAACAUAAAAUUCAUUAAGUAAUAGAUGAGGAAAUAAAACAAUUUAAUUUAGCUCUUAUAUAUCCUGUAUAAAAUAUUACUCCAGAUUAUGUACAAUAUCUCUAAAAAUUAAAAAGUGUUGGAUAAGUUAAAACUGUAUUCUCCUAUAAUGCUAAUAGAAAAUAUUUUCUAGAUUAUUUAUAGUAAUAAAUAUAAAUAAUAUUAUUUAGAAUAGUAUAUUGUUUAGAAAGACUAAAUGAUUGCCAUCCAAAUAAUUUUUCAGAUUUUUAUCAGUUUAUAUCUGAUAUUAAUAAAAAUUAUAAAAAUGAAGUUCUAAUAGUAAAUUAUCUUAAUAAUUUAAACAGAUGA
Messenger RNA from Paramecium sonneborni, 1910 nucleotides. Lineage: Eukaryota; Ciliophora; Oligohymenophorea; Peniculida; Parameciidae. The record is from the annotation of a GenBank genome assembly.